Chlorella variabilis is the source of this 621-nucleotide messenger RNA. RefSeq lists its product as hypothetical. The transcript has 3 exons. The annotation marks the transcript as partial. Lineage: Eukaryota; Viridiplantae; Chlorophyta; Trebouxiophyceae; Chlorellales; Chlorellaceae. The record is from RefSeq and is a predicted model, not a curated record.
AAGACGCGGCAGCUGGUUGAGAGUGCCAUGCUGGCGGCUGUGACAGGCCUGGCCUACACCGUGGGCAACCUGCUCAAGCUGGAGAGCUACCUCGCCUACAUCCUGCCGCUGCCGGUGGUGCUGUCGGCGCUGCGGUCGGGACCCGUGCCGGCCGUCAAGACGCUGACCGUCACCUGCCUGCUCCUGCUGAUCCUGAUGGGCCCCGUGCGCGCCACCACCUACCUGCUGGUGUAUGGCGUUCUGUCGCUGUCGCUGGCCGUCUGCUGGGCGCUGCGGCUUCCGUGGGUGGUGAGCAUACCGCUGGGGGCGCUGGCGCGCAUCGGCGGGUACCUGGCCUACAUCGCCCUGUCCUCCUGGGUCACCAACGAAAACCUUCUGAUGCUGAUGCUGAACAACGUGUAUGCGCUGCUGGACCAGCUGUCGGCGCUGCUGGGCACCACGGGGUCGCCGCCGCUGCUGGCCGUGGCGAUCGUCCUCUGCUCCCUGCUCUUUGUCAACUCCAUCAUGUAUGUGGCGCUGUCGCACGUGCUGUACGCAAUCAUGCUGAGAGGGAUGGGCCUGGAGCUGCACGGGGCGCCAAAAUCUUUGGAGCGGUUUAUCGCUGGGCUUCCAACCACCUAG